GGGCCUGAAUUAUCAAAGUCAACGGACUUCAAAUGCGUAUUUUACGCAUGACGCACGGUUCAGCAGUCCGCUUCAUGGACUAGGGUUGCUUCUCCUUUAAAAUGUCACCUGUCUGCUGCGUUGGACUUUGAGACCUAAGUCGAUAGCAGACACACAUGAGCAGCAGCAGUGCGUUGUUUCAUCACAGAUCAAAAGCCAACGGGAGACACUCCUUCCCUUUCAAUUAUCUCAUUUCCUUUGGCGGCAGCGGAGAGGACGCUGGCCCUUGGCAUGCCUCGUUUCACAGCCGGUCACCGUGUUUAGCGGGGAAUAUUUCUACCUGGACAUUCUUUCUCUUUCUUUCUUUUUUAAGUUGUUCAAACAACACGUUGUGUACAAUGAGGCCGCCGGUGGAACUCUCCGUGUUUCUCCUUUCUCUCUUGGCUCCUGGAGUCUUAUACGCGAUGAACAACACCCCUGCACUUCAGGAGUAAGUGUGUUUGUGCGGCGUUGCACAAGAAAGCCGCUGAUAUUUACAGGCUGGAGAAGCGGCCCAGUACCUGAGACCUCUACCCAUCCUGGGGAUGGGAAUGGUCGUCCUGGGAUCUGUUCUCCUUCUCCUCCUCCUCACUGUGCGGCACAAGAUGAAAGUGGACCCUUUAUUCUAUGUGUUUGCAGAGUUCUCCUUCACCUGCAUGGUGGGCCUGACCAAUGCUUUAGAGCAGGAUGGCUUCAUCUCUGGCUUCAUGGGCUUCUAUCUAAAGAAGGGUGAGCCUCAUCUGAGCACCGCCUAUGCUGUGAUGAUGUCUUACUGGGAAGGAGUCUUUCACUUAGUCCUCUUCCAAUAUAUCAUCCACUGCAUGUUCAAAGGGAAGUCCUAUCGAAGCCUGGGCCUUCUGUGGGCGGGCUCCUCCAUCGCCCACCAAAUUGUUCUCAUCCCGGGAGUGGUCAUUGGUAAAUAUGGGUCUAACAUUCGGCCAGUCUUCUGGAGGAACGUCCCGUUCUUCCUGUUGCCUUUCUGGGUGGCCUCCGUGCUCUUCAGCAGACACAGAGAAAUGCCAGUUGUCACAGCAGACAAGAUCGUAGCGGAGCAGAAGAAAGGUCUACUGUCCCGGCCGGUCGACCUGCUGCUGUCCCUGCUGUUAAUGGGAUCGAUGGCCUUCUCUGUUUUCAGAGGCUUUGUGGUGCUGGACUGUCCUCUGGACGUCUGUUUCACCUACAUCUAUCAGUAUGAGCCGUACCUCAAGGACCCAGUUGGCUUCCCCAGGGUUAUGAUGCUGGUGUAUUUAUUCUAUGCUCUGCCCCUGCUGACCGUCCUCAUCUAUGGUCUGAAAACCCCCGGAUGCAGCUGGAUGUUAGACUGGACCAUCUUCUUUGCUGGAGCCAUGGCUCAGACCCAGUGGUGCCAUAUCGGUGCAUCUCUGCACUCCCGCACUCCCUUCACGUACCGAGUCCCGGCAGACAAAUGGUGGCCUGUUAUCACCCCCAAUGUGCUGCUCGCUGCUGUGCCGGCUCUGCUGGCCCUGCGCUGCCACACCAACCCCGCCUUUUUUAUGAAACCUGUUCCCAAGGGACAGACCGACAACGAGAAGAAGAAAAAGUAAACCAUACUCCAGCCACGAGGACUGUCGAGGAAUACCUCACGCUAUGACUACUGAAGACUACUGUUUUCUGGGGACUCUCUAUUGGGCACAAACUGCUUUAAAUACACAAUUUUUUCAACCUUAAAACCCAGAGAAAAUCUAAAAACAUCAGUCACCUCGUGUAGCACUCCCUGCAUGGACUAUUGGACCCUGAUAAGGAGGCGGUUGAUGAAGUGGGGGGCUGUGAUCAUCUCGCACAGCUUUCAGGUGAUUCAUGCAGAUUCCCAAGAUGUUAUCUUCCCAAACUGAGACUGUUAACCUGAAUAUACAGGUCGGCCACACACAGCAGGAGAGUGAAAGUCUUAUUAUACAUCUUUCUAUGCAGAAGUCCACACCAAAACUCCUCGGCUCUGCUGAAACUGCAAUUGAUUGUAUUGCAGUUGGGUGUUUACUCAUCUAAAAAUUGUCAGGGCCAGUGAGAAUACCACUGCUUUCACCCGAUCAAAAACCUGUGGGUAUUAUAACUUCAUAAAAUUCAAUGAACGCUUGGAUAACUAAGAUAAACAAGAGAACACACUAGAGAAGCUGACAUGUUUUUGAUAAAUGACUCUGAGAAAAAGCUCUUUCCAUCAACUCGUCAAUUAAUCAACUAAUAAUUUUACUUCGGGUUAUCUCAGUGUCUCAUUUUCCACUUUAUUUUGUACAAUAAAAACAAAUGGUGCAGUAUC
Molecule: messenger RNA, 2290 nt
Organism: Scophthalmus maximus (turbot)
Lineage: Eukaryota; Metazoa; Chordata; Actinopteri; Pleuronectiformes; Scophthalmidae
Gene: tm6sf2a
Product: transmembrane 6 superfamily member 2a
Exons: 10
Coding region: 564-1583 (339 amino acids)
Biological process (GO): regulation of lipid metabolic process; lipid homeostasis
Cellular component (GO): endoplasmic reticulum membrane; endoplasmic reticulum-Golgi intermediate compartment membrane
Source: RefSeq, a predicted model, not a curated record